This is a messenger RNA of Anoplopoma fimbria (sablefish), 8889 nucleotides long. RefSeq names its product CREB binding protein a (gene crebbpa). Gene Ontology annotation, biological process: positive regulation of transcription by RNA polymerase II. Gene Ontology annotation, molecular function: protein binding; zinc ion binding; histone acetyltransferase activity. Gene Ontology annotation, cellular component: nucleus; histone acetyltransferase complex; transcription regulator complex. The record is from RefSeq and is a predicted model, not a curated record. NCBI's taxonomy places the organism in Eukaryota, Metazoa, Chordata, Actinopteri, Perciformes, Anoplopomatidae.
UUUUUUUUUUUUUUUUUUUUUUUUUUUGCACGAAGACAUUUGACGUCACGCUCAAAAUGGGGACCCGGAGCGGCGCGUAGACCGGAGAUGAAGACCUGCUGCGGCUCAGACUAACACCGCCGCCUCGGCCCCGUGUCCCUGCAGGAGGAGGAGGAGGAGGAGGGAGGAGGAGGGUAUCUGCGGGGCUUUAACGAUGAUAAUGCGGGCGUCGGGCGGCGGGUCGUCAUGGGGUGAGCGGCGGUGGCGUCGCGGGGCGCUGUUGCAUCUCUUUUGAACAAAAACACUCACGCACACGAGCAGCUCCACUUAGCACGCGAGCAGGUAAUUAGCUGACGUUAGCUGUGAGCGCGUGAGCUCGCCGAUGUGCGCGGGUCUGCUGGACGGCUUCACCUGGACGGCUUCACCUGGACGGCACCGUCCACUCACGAGGCUCCACUAUGGCCGAGAACCUGCUGAACGGACCCCCCAACUCCAAGCGGCCCAAGCUGAGCUCACCUGCCCUGACAGCGUCCGAGGGACCAGACCUGGGAUCACUAUCCUGGGAUGAUUUGGAGAAUGACCUUCCAGAUGAGUUGAUCCCUAACGGAGGAGAUCUGGGCCUGAUGGGGGGGCUGCCUUCAAACGCUGGAGCAGCACCUGGAGCCGGAGGGCCAGGAGGCCUCCCUGUUGUACCGGACGCAGCCGCCAAGCACAAGCAGCUCUCAGAGCUACUUCGAGCGGGUAGCACCUCCGGUAUCACAGGCGCGGGUCUGAACUCAGCCAGCCCUCAGCCAGGCGUUAUGGGGCCUCAGCUGGGCCCACCGCUGAGAAAGAGCCCCCACGGACAGGGUUCCCCCAACAACCACACGUCCCCCCAGGCCCAAAAGGCAGGAACGCCAACUGGAGUAGCAGGACAGAACAAUAAUAAUAAUACUGCGACAAUGGGCUUGAACACAACAGGCUUCAACCAGGCCAUGAUGAACAAUAGCCAGGGCCACGCUGGGCUCCUGGCACCGGGAGGGCAGUCCCAACCGGGGCAGGUGAUGAACGGUGGUCUUGUACCUGAAGCUGGGAGAGGACGGGGAGCGGGGCUGGCAGGCAUGCAGUACCAGGGGUCGACAAUGCAAGGAGCUGCUCCAGGACCAGGAGGAGCAGCGAGCGCUUUGGCAGAAACACUCACCCAGGGGGGGCAGCAGAUUGGGGCUCAUGCCACCCUCGGUGCAGCGCAGCAGGCAGGAAGCUUGAACAAGCCGGCGGCGAUGCUCCCGCUGGCCGGCGGCGGUGUCGUGGCGGUGUCUUCAGCGGGCCCCACAGCCGACCCAGAGAAGCGCAAGCUGAUCCAGCAGCAGCUGGUCCUGCUGCUUCACGCACACAAGUGCCAGCGGCGGGAGCAGGCCAACGGGGAGGUGAGAGCCUGCGCCCUGCCGCACUGCCGCACCAUGAAGAACGUCCUCAACCACAUGACCCACUGCCAGGCCGGCAAGUCCUGCCAGGUGGCUCACUGUGCGUCAUCCAGACAGAUCAUCUCCCACUGGAAAAAUUGCACAAAACACGACUGUCCCGUCUGCCUGCCGCUGAAGAACGCCAGCGACAAGCGCACCCAGCAACCCAUGCUGAGCUCCCCCAAUACGGGCCUCCAGAACCCCAUGUCCUCUGUUAGCGUGGGCCAGCCCAGUGCUCCCACCAUCAAUACCUCAACACCCAUAGACCCCAGCUCCAUGCAGAGGGCCUACGAGGCACUUGGGCUGCCCUACAGCAGCCAGACCACUGGGCAGGCCCGGGGGGCCCCGGGACAGACAGCAGGCGCACAGAACGCACAGGCCCAGCUUCCACAGAUGAGAUCCAUCAAUGCACUUGGUAACCAGAUGGCUCUUGGAGGUGCGACCCUGGCCGUGACCACUUCAGAACAGACGAACCUGCACACAGACUCCCUCCCCAACACACUCAACACUAACAAUCAGCUGCUGUCAGACGGGUCAGCGGUGGGCUCAACGGCCAACCUGCCCACAGCAUCACCCCUCUCUGCCACCGGCAUCAGGAAAGCGUGGCAUGAGCACGUCACUCAGGACCUGCGCAAUCACCUCGUACACAAACUAGUACAAGCCAUAUUCCCUACCCCUGACCCGGCAGCUUUGAAGGACAGACGAAUGGAGAACUUGGUGGCCUACGCCAGAAAAGUGGAGGGGGACAUGUACGAGUCCGCUAACAGCCGGGAUGAGUACUAUCACUUCCUGGCUGAGAAAAUCUAUAAAAUCCAAAAGGAACUGGAGGAGAAGAGGCGCUCAAGGCUACAGAAGCAAAUCAUCAACCAGGCACCUAUGGCCGCCCAGGGGACCCAGCAGCCCGGCCUUCCUCAGCCCAGUGCCUUCAGCCCUAGGCCACAGAAUGGACCUGUUCCUCUGCCCAACAUGCCAAAUCAGAUCAUGAAUCGCAUGCAGGUGUCCCAAGGAAUCAACCAGUUCAACCACAUGGCUCUGCCCAAUGCCCAAAUAUCCCAGACACCGAUGGGAGCCCGAGCUGCCUCACCCAUGAACCACCCGCAGCAAAUGAACAUGAGCUCCGUUCCAGCGAUGGGCUUGUCUCCCUCCAGGAUGCCCCAGGCCCAGGCCAUGAUAGCCGGACACGGCGGUGGUAACAUGGUAGGCCAGACGGCCAGCCAGGGACAGUUUCUGGCUCAGACCCAGUUCCCUCCAGGAUCAACUACAGUCACUGCCACGGGUGCCAUGAAUGUGACCGUGGGGCCCGGCAUAGGCCAGCCACCUGCACAGGCUGCCGUCACCCAGCAGCAGCAGCAGCAGCAACAACAACAACAACAACAACAACAACAGAGCGCUAACCUCCCCAUGAAUGCACUUGGCCCCUUGCUGGGCCCUCAGCUAGCCUCCUCCCAAACCCCUUUGCACACCACGCCACCUCCUCCUGCUGCCUCCUCCGCCUCCACGGCUGGGGUCACUAACCUGCCGCACCCCCAGCCCUCCAGCCGCAGCUCCACCCCCACCCUCCCUGGCCCUGCCCCCGCCCAGGGGGCCACCCCGCCCCGCCCCGCCCAGCCCCAACCCCAGGUGGAACUCCCUGCAGCAGCACAGACGCAGCCCCCACCUCAGCCCCCUACCACGCCGCUGUCUCAACCAGGAGCCAGUCUGGAAAACCGGGUGCCCACGCCGGCCUCAGCAGCCAGUGCCGACCUACACUCACAGCACGUCGGAGCAGACCUGCCUGUCCAGGAGGUCAAAACAGAGGCACACCAUGACCAACCAGAGUUUGAGGCCGCUGGCGGCAAAACUGAGCCCAAGAUGGAGACUGAGGAAGACUCUGCUUCAACAUCGGUUAAGAAGGAUGAGCCAGAGGAAAAGCCGGAGCCAAUGGAGGUGGAGGAGAAAAAAACAGAAAUUAAGACAGAACCCAAAGAAGAGGAAGAGGGUGGAGCCAACAGCUCAACCGCUUCAUCCCCCUCUCAGUCACGAAGGAAAAUCUUUAAGCCAGAGGAGUUGCGCCAGGCUCUGAUGCCGACUCUGGAGUCUCUCUACAGGCAGGACCCCGAGUCACUGCCCUUCAGACAGCCAGUAGACCCCAUGCUUCUGGGUAUCCCUGACUACUUUGACAUUGUUAAGAACCCAAUAGACCUGUCCACAAUAAAGCGCAAGCUUGACACAGGCCAAUACCAAGAGCCCUGGCAAUACGUUGACGAUGUCUGGCUGAUGUUCAACAACGCCUGGCUCUACAACCGCAAGACGUCCCGCGUCUACAAGUACUGCUCCAAGCUGGCCGAGGUGUUUGAGUCAGAGAUCGACCCUGUCAUGCAGGGCCUGGGAUACUGCUGCGGGAGGAAGUACGAGUUCUCUCCUCAAACCCUCUGUUGCUAUGGCAAGCAGCUCUGCACCAUACCUACUGGAGGCACAUACUACAGCUACCAGAACAGGUAUCAUUUCUGUGAGAAGUGCUUCAAUGAGAUCCAGGGGGAGAGUGUGACGUUGGGAGAUGAUCCCGCACAGCCACAGACGAUGAUAUCAAAAGACCAGUUUGAGCGGAAGAAGAACGAUGUACUCGACCCUGAACCGUUUGUUGAAUGUAAAGAUUGUGGACGGAAGAUGCACCAGAUAUGCGUCUUACACUACGAGGUCAUUUGGCCAUCCGGAUUCAUCUGUGACAAUUGCUUAAAGAAGAGUACAAAAACGCGAAAGGAAAACAAGUUUUCUGCAAAACGGCUGCAGUCGACACGAUUGGGAAUGUACAUAGAGGACCGUGUGAAUAAAUACUUGAAGAGACAGAACCACCCAGAGGCCGGAGAGGUGUUUGUGCGAGUGGUGGCGAGCUCUGACAAAACGGUGGAAGUAAAACCAGGCAUGAAAGCCAGGUUUGUGGACACAGGUGAAAUGCCCGAGACCUUUCCCUACAGAACCAAAGCACUUUUCGCCUUUGAAGAGAUUGACGGCGUGGAUGUGUGCUUCUUUGGCAUGCACGUGCAGGAGUACGGCUCUGAGUGCGCAUUUCCCAACACUAGACGGGUCUACAUAUCAUACCUUGACAGUAUUCACUUCUUCAGACCUCGGAUUCUACGAACAGCUGUGUACCACGAGAUUCUCAUCGGCUAUCUAGAAUAUGUCAAGAAACUCGGGUAUGCCCAGGGCCACAUCUGGGCGUGUCCCCCCAGUGAAGGAGACGACUACAUAUUUCACUGUCAUCCUCCUGACCAGAAGAUCCCCAAGCCUAAGAGGCUGCAAGAGUGGUACAGGAAGAUGCUGGACAAGGCCUUUGCAGAGAGGAUUCUGCAUGACUACAAGGACAUCUGCAAACAGGCGACAGAGGACCGUCUGACCAGCGCCAACGAGCUGCCGUACUUCGAGGGCGACUUCUGGCCCAACGUGCUGGAGGAGAGCAUCAAGGAGCUGGAGCAGGAGGAGGAGGAGAGGAAGAAGGAGGAAAACACAGCUGCCUCUGAAACCCCUGAGGGUACGCCAGGUGACAGCAAAAACGCUAAGAAGAAGAACAACAAGAAGACCAAUAAAAAUAAGAGCAGCGUCAGCCGAGCCAAUAAGAAGAAACCUGGGAUGCCGAAUGUAGCCAAUGAUCUGUCCCAGAAGCUUUACGCCUCCUUGGAGAAACACAAAGAGGUGUUCUUUGUGAUCCACCUCCACUCUGCUCCCAUGGCUAACACCCUGCCGCCCAUCGUUGACCCUGACCCCAUGCUCUCUUGUGACCUGAUGGAUGGCCGUGAUGCCUUCCUGACUCUGGCCAGGGACAAACACUGGGAGUUCAGCUCCCUCAGGAGGUGCAAGUGGAGCACCAUGUGCAUGCUGGUAGAGCUGCACAACCAAGGACAGGACCGCUUUGUGUACACGUGCAACGAGUGCAAGCACCAUGUAGAGACACGCUGGCACUGCACUGUGUGCGAGGACUUUGAUCUGUGCAUUAAUUGUUACAAUGUGAAGGGCCAUGAACACCAGAUGGUGAAAUGGGGCCUUGGCCUGGACGACGACAGCAACAGCCAGAGUGGAGAGGCCUCCAAGAGCCCGCAGGAGAGCCGGCGUCUAAGUAUCCAACGCUGCAUCCAGUCCCUGGUCCACGCUUGUCAGUGUCGCAAUGCCAACUGCUCUCUGCCGUCCUGCCAGAAGAUGAAGCGGGUGGUGCAGCACACAAAGGGCUGCAAGCGCAAAACCAACGGUGGCUGCCCUGUCUGCAAGCAACUUAUCGCUCUAUGCUGUUACCACGCAAAGCACUGUCAGGAGAACAAGUGUCCUGUCCCGUUCUGCCUGAACAUCAAGCACAAGCUACGCCAGCAGCAGCUGCAGCACAGGCUCCAGCAGGCCCAGCUGAUGAGGAGAAGAAUGGCCACCAUGCAAGGCAGAACAAUGCAACUACCGUCCCCACCGGCCACAGCUGCUCCCAGCACUCCCACUUCCCAUACCCAACCCAACACUCCUCAGCCAGCCCAGCAGCCGCUCUGCAACCAGCCGCAGACCCCCAACGCAGCAGGGGUCAUGUCCCCCUCUUUUCCCAACAAUGGCCAGCCUCAAACACCGGUGUCCCAGGGAAAACUUGGCCCCCAGGCUUCACCUCUACACCAACAGCAGUCCCCUCUCCCACAGCCGCCCCAGCCACCUCAGCAGCUACAGCAGCCGCCUCCCCUUGCUGCAGUCAAGAUGGCACGGCACAUCGAGAUGAUGGCACAGGCCCAGCAGAACCAGCAGAACUACCGGGUCAACAUGAACGGCCUAACCAUGAACCCCCAGCAGCCACAGCAGCGCAUGCCCGGACCGAUGCAGCCCACCAUGCAGAUGGUGCCGGGGCCAAGGGGACCACAGGUAAUGCAACCGGGCAUGCCUCCAGGUCAGUGGCCCGGAGCUGUAAGACCGAUGCAGGCAGCUCCGACUCAACAACCAGGCCUCGUCCCAGGCCAGACCCCACAGCAGGCCAUGACAAUGCAGCGAACCAUGCUAGCCCCCGGCCAGCAACCGCAGCAGGGUCAGAGGAUGUUGAUUCCACAGCAGCCUGGUGUCCGGCCACAAACGCCCCAGAGGCCCGGUGCUAUUGCACCCAACGCCUUGCAGGACCUUCUCCGCACACUCAAGUCUCCCAGCUCGCCCCAGCAGCAGCAGCAAGUCCUAAACAUCCUCAAAUCAAACCCUCAGCUCAUGGCUGCUUUCAUCAAACAGCGAACAGCCAAGUACCACGCCAACCAGCCGCAGCAACCAGGUCAGCCACAGCAGCCCGGCAUGCCAACAAUGCAGGCCAUGCCAGGAGGGGCGGUGCAGAGGCCGGGGAUGCCCCCACAGCAGCCUCAGCAGCCUCCUGUGCAGGGCAUGGCUGCAUUAGGGGCUCAAGGGCAGCUAAUAAACGCAGCUCACACCACCAACCAGAUCCAGGAGCUUUACCGCCGGCAGCUCUUAAGACAGCAGCAGCAACAACAACAACAACAACAGGGAGUGAUUCCUCAGGGCCAUCCUGGCCAGUUCCCUGCUCAGGCGCAGGGUACAGCAGCUACAUACUCCCAGCUUCGUAUGCAGCAGCAGCAGCAGCAGCAGCAGCUAGUCAUGCAGGCAGGUUCAGGAGCCGCUGGGGGACCUAUGGGCCAGCUCCCACCCAUGGCUCAGCUGGCCCAGCCCGGCAUGGGAAUGGACUCCACAAAGAACUUACUGCAUCAACGAAUGCUCCAGCAGCAACAGCAGCAGCUUCCGCAGCAGCAGGCCAUCCUCAAGCAGCAGUUGGGCUCUCCCGCCCAGCCCAGCCCCAUGAGCCCCCAGACCCACCUUCUGGCUGGCCAGCCCCAGGGUGCAGCCCACCUACCCGGCCAGCCCACAUUAGCCAAUGCCCUCAACAACCAGGUCCGCUCCCCCGCGCCGGUCCAGUCCCCCUGUCCGCCCUCGCAACAGCAGCCCCAGCAGCAGCGGCCACAUUCCAGUCCCUCGCCGCAGGUCCAGAACCAGCCCCAGCCCUCGCCGCAGCAUCCACACCCAGCACACUCGGGUUCCCCCCACCCGGUACUCGGGGGCCCGCUGUCAGGGUCCAUGGAGCAGGGACACUUGGGGACACCAGAACAAAGCGCCAUGCUACCGCAGCUUAACACGCCCAACAGAGUGGGACUGAACAGUGACUUGGGGUUGGUGGGAGAUGCUACAGGGGACACUCUGGAGAAGUUUGUGGAGGGAUUGUAGCAUUUCUGCUUGGAACUAAAGACACAAUCUCUCUCCCAGGGCCUCCCACCCCUCCCCCUCCCCUCAGACUCUUUGCCCCGUUAGAGGGCUUUGUUUGUUCUUUCUAAGGUUGAGAAAGUUUUUUUUUUUUUUUGUACGGACGUGUAAAAAGUUUCAACUGUUGUAAAAAGAAAAAAGAAAAUUUGGUCGAGGGGGGGAGAAAAAAAGUCAACACUUUGAGGGAAUGUAAUUGUUUCCUAAAGGUUGGUUGUUAAAUGAAAUUUAAACGACAAAGAAUAUAUUUUUUGGUUGAGACCAAAUGUGUUCAAUACUCAAUUUAUUUUUGGUUGGUUUUUGGUAUGGUUACAUGCCUUUCUCGUUUCUUUUUCUUUUUUAAAGAAAAUGUACAAUUGCAUUAUAUUAUUCAUAUCUUUUUAUUUUGUACCUUUGGAAAAGAAACUUAAAGCAUUGUGUGUUGAAACUGUAAAAUAAUUUGUCUGGGAAUUGGGCCAGGUUUUCGUUCUCUUCUGAAGCUGUCAUUCCUGGCAAUUGUACUCUAGUGUUGUACCAUUACUCCAAGACGGUGCGUUCAGGGACCGCUCCCCUCCUCUUUGUGUGUAUGAAGAGCACUCAGUUGUAUUGAAAUAGGAAAUGGACUGCGGCAGUUGUUUAUACACGGGCAUGUAUACAGGUGCACCUGAUGACACUGACACAAACUCUCACAGUCACUAAAGUAACUACAGCUCCGACUGGUUUCACAAACACAAACAAGAACUGCAACCCACAUCUCAGUGACCUGGAAUUUGGAAAGAUCUGUCUGGCAGGUGUAGGACAUUGUUGCUUUGACAUUAAAAAGAAUUUGUCAUACUUUUUGUCAUAAAAAUGUUGUAAAGUGUAAAGAGAGUGUGAGAAAGAGACCAGCCUCCUAAGCUGAGGUGGAAUGAUCGCCGGUUGUUUGUAGGCCGCAUCUCUGACGCUUCAUCCUCUAAAUUUUACACUAAGCUGUGUGCUUUCUAGGGAUGAAGGGACAAUUUGAGAUCCACCCUGAGGAAAACUACGUUAUCAACCCGCAUUCCUCCCUCGCAAAAACUUGAAUUAGGGGGAUUUACUUUUUCUCCUAUUGUAAAUCAAGUUAUUAAGCAAAAUACUAUAAAUAUAAGGAAGAGAAAAAGAAAACACUGUAUAAACUGCUUAAAAGACUCAUUUCUUACUUAUAUACCAUAUUGUUAAAUAAACUCUGUGCAGCAGAAGAACUCCAGUACUCUGUUGACUCAAUAAU